AUGCUCGCUCGCAAGGCUAAUAGUAUCCUUAAAGCUUCCACAAUAUGUAAAGCUGUACGAAAUGUGGGGUCAUUCAACUAUAAGGAUGCUUUCGAUUUCAACGCACAGCUUACUGAGGAUGAACAAGCUUUGAUGGAGUCCACUAGAAGCUAUUGUCAACAGAGCCUCUUGCCCAGAGUAACUGAAGCUUACAGAACAGAGGACUUUGACAAGACUCUCAUACCUGAGAUGGGUAAGAUGGGAUUACUCGGAGCUCCUUAUCAGGGUUACGGUUGCGCAGGAGUUUCAACUGUUGGGUAUGGGUUAAUCGCUAGAGAAGUUGAGCGCGUUGAUUCUGGUUACCGUUCUACCAUGAGUGUACAAACAAGUUUAGUUAUCGGACCCAUUUACAACUAUGGUUCUGAGGAACAGAAAGAAAAAUACAUCCCAGGACUCGCUAGUGGAGAACAAAUUGGAUGUUUUGGCUUAACCGAGCCAAACCACGGCUCAAAUCCAGCUGGUAUGGAAACAGUAGCAAAGUGGGAUGAAAAAACCAAAACUUAUCGUUUGUCUGGAACAAAAACGUGGAUUUCAAACAGCCCUGUAGCUGAUGUUAUGAUAGUUUGGGCUCGUAGUGAUAAGCACAACAAUGCCAUUAAAGGAUUCAUCCUGGAACGUGGUAUGGAAGGAUUGACCACUCCAGUUAUUAAAGGAAAGUUGUCUCUCCGUGCCUCCGUAACCGGACAAAUUGCCAUGGAUGAAGUUCCCGUACCUGAAGCCAAUCUCUUGCCUAAGGUCCAAGGUCUUGCCGGACCUUUUGGUUGCCUAAAUAAUGCUCGUUUGGGAAUCGCAUUCGGAGCUUUGGGAGCUGCUGAAGAAUGCUUCCAUCUUUCUAGAGCUUAUGCCCUUGAAAGAAUGCAAUUUGGAAAACCUUUGGCCCAAACUCAAUUGAUUCAAUUGAAGUUCGCUGAUAUGAUUACUGAGAUCACCUUGGGACUUCAAGCUUGCCUUCGUGUUGCUAGACUGAAAGAUGAGGGAACAGUGCUCGCUGAGCAAAUAUCAUUGGUAAAGAGAAAUUCAUGUGGAAAGUCAUUGGAGAUUGCAAGAAAGGCUAGAGAUAUUCUAGGAGGAAACGGAAUCUGUGAUGAAUACCACAUUAUCCGUCACAUGAUCAAUUUGGAGACAGUCAAUACUUAUGAAGGAACCCAUGACAUUCAUGCUCUCAUCUUGGGAAGAGCUGUCACUGGACUUCAAGCAUUCCAGUAA
Messenger RNA from Auanema sp. JU1783, 1245 nucleotides. The record is from the annotation of a GenBank genome assembly. NCBI's taxonomy places the organism in Eukaryota, Metazoa, Nematoda, Chromadorea, Rhabditida, Rhabditidae.